ACAAAGUGGUAGCCUCGUUCUCCAGUCUGGGAAACACUCAGCGAGUUCGCCGCGCUGUAACGGAUAACUUAACCAAGUGCGUAAAGUCUCCUUCAUCGGAGUUCCCUGAAGGAAUUUUUACGCCUGAAGAGAGACGAGAAGGAGGCAUAAUUAUUCACUUCAUCAUCAUUCUCUACAUGCUGCUGGCUAUAGACAUAGUUUGUGAAGAAUAUUUCCUACCUUCCUUGGAGGUGAUCAGUGAACGUCUCGGUCUCUCUCAGGACGUUGCUGGAGCAACAUUUAUGGCAGUUGGAAGCUCUGCACCUGAACUAGUCACUUCUUUUCUGGGUGUCUUUGUGACAAAGGGAGAUAUUGGAAUUAGUACAAUAGUUGGAUCUGCAGUUUACAAUUUGCUUGGUAUCUGUGCUGCAUGUGGACUAUUAACCACUAUGGUUUGCAAGUUGACUUGCUGGCCACUGUUCAGGGAUUGUGCAGCUUAUGCCAUCAGUGUUGCGGCAUUAAUUGCUAUUAUCUUUGAUAACGUGAUACACUGGUACGAGUCUGCUUCUUUGUUAUUGAUUUAUGCAGUAUAUGUUGUGGUCAUGUGCUUCGACAUUAAACUAAAUCGGUACAUAACAAAGAAGUUUAGCCCAUGCUGUACUUGCCUGACACAAGCAAUGGAAGAAAGCAAUGAACAAGAGGCACUAAUGGACUGGCAGGGGAAAACUGGACCACUAAUAUAUCGCCGUUCUCGAUCAGAUAGUGGGAUCUUUCGGGAUGAUUCUGACUAUUCCCAACACUCACUCAGUUUACACGGACUCUCAGAGAUUACUGAAGACCCAUCAAAUGUGUUUGCAAUGCCUGAAUCUGAUAUGAAGCGGAUUAUCUGGGUGCUGUCUCUUCCUAUCGCCACACUAUGUUCAUAACCACCCCAGGACUGUCGUAGGCAUCAGCGGAGAAAAUGGUUCCCCCUAACUUUCUUCAUGUGUGCUGUGUGGAUUUCUGGAUUUACAUAUGUGUUAGUUUGGAUGGUAACCAUUGUGGGAGAAACUCUGGACAUUCCUGAAACAGUGAUGGGUCUUACACUGCUGGCAGCAGGCACCAGUAUUCCAGACACAGUGGCCAGUGUACUUGUUACCAGAGAAGGUAAAGGAGAUAUGGCUAUGUCGAACAUUGUGGGCUCCAAUGUAUUUGAUCUUCUCUGCUUAGGUGCACCUUGGUUUGUUAAGACCGUAUUUGUUGACUUAUCACCUGUAGAAGUGAAUAGCAGUGGCAUAACCUACACAACCGCUUCUCUUCUCCUCUCCAUCGUGUUCAUAUUCGCAGCAAUUCAUAUUAAUGGAUGGAAACUGGAUAAGAAACUUGGAGCAACAUGCCUUUUUGCCUAUUUAGUUUUUGUCAUUAUUUCAGUUCUAAAUGGGCUAGGAAUACUAGGCAAUGUUCUGGCGAGGACAUGCAAUUAAUUGAGCUACAAUCAAGGUAGUACAAUUAUGACAUGAUUUCUAACAAAAAUGAA
Messenger RNA from Pristis pectinata (smalltooth sawfish), 1495 nucleotides. RefSeq names its product solute carrier family 24 member 5 (gene slc24a5). The record is from RefSeq and is a predicted model, not a curated record. Gene Ontology annotation, cellular component: membrane. Gene Ontology annotation, biological process: calcium ion transmembrane transport; melanocyte differentiation; intracellular calcium ion homeostasis. NCBI's taxonomy places the organism in Eukaryota, Metazoa, Chordata, Chondrichthyes, Rhinopristiformes, Pristidae. Gene Ontology annotation, molecular function: calcium, potassium:sodium antiporter activity; calcium channel activity.